ACACUGUGGGCUUGUCAUAAAUGUACCUCUGUUAUGCUAUUUUCUAUGAAGCAUUAUGCAAACAUACCCUGACCAACUUCCCACGCGUUUUGGUGCGGUGGGUGUAGACUGCUCAUCUCCAUGUCAGGACACGCAAAGCUUAGCACUCGCUAAACAUGUCUGCUUGCUUAUAAUUCGCUGAUAUUUACUGAAGCGUAUCAGCAGCCCGUCGCUGUUAUAUAUGUCGUUACACAAACAACCAAGGGCGAAAAUGCGUACGUUUGUCAAAAGCGAAACUGAGAAAAAUCUGCGUUUGGAUUGAAGCGCGAGCGACAUAUAACGUUAACGUUAGAUCUGACUUCUCUACUGACUUUCGAUUGUCGCGUGCAGAUCAACAUGGAGACCUGCGUCGAUCAAAACCAAAAUGACACCAUCAAAACAAAUUCGUGUUUCGAGAAGACGUUUUCGUCCAUGACUGUGGACGAUGUGUAUGAAAUCGCUAAAGUGGUGGGAUUUGAGGUGGAGAAAAUUAUCGACAACUAUGGCAAGGAAAGCGUGGAGGGUCUGGUGACUCGGAUAGUGAAAGUGCUCGAGCUUUUGGAAAGUUUCGCGGCGAGGAAUCAAGCACAUAAAUGUAAAGAAGAGGAGCUACUGAAGGCCUUUGAGACGAUACACGUACAACAGCAGAAGAAACGACACGUGAAGGAUUGUGAUGAGACGAACACCACAUCAGACAGUCGGGACUGGCAUCAGAAAGAGCAGAAACUGAAGCAGACUGUUGAUGGGUUGCAGGCUCAGGUGCAACUGCUAAAGGACGAAAACCAGGAGCUUCUGAACCGCUUGCAAUGCACGCACUCGAAAGAGGACCGCACGCAGCGGCAGGAGCGAGAGGUGAUGCUCAAGCUGAAGGAGGUGGUCGAUAAGCAGCGUGAUGACAUACGGGCGAAAGUUCAGGAGAUUUCCAACAUGUCCAAAGAGAUCGAAGCGCUCCAGGAACAGCAGGAUCGGUUGAUAAAGAUUAACGCAGAGCUCAGACACAAGCAGACCGUCAUACAGACACAGCUGAAGACUGCAGUGGAGAGGAAAGCUGACAUGGAGGCCGACCUGUGUGAGAAACAGAAGGAGAUAGAACGACUGAUUUCACAGAUAGAGAAAGCCAACGUCCAUACUGCUGCUAACACGAAAAAAUCGGCCAUUGACCUCACAGAUAAGAUGAUCAUUGACUUGAAAGAUCCAAAUCGGCCAUGUUUUACCAAGCAGGAAGUACGGGACAUGAUUUUUGAGAGGAACGAGUUGAAGGCCAAUCUCUUUUUAGUGAAAGAAGAACUUGCGUAUUAUCAAAGGGAAAUCCUGAACGACGAGAGAUGUCCAGGUUUCUUACUCGAUGCUGUGCGCUCUGCCAUUAAAAAACAGAGAACUGUCAUCAAGUCUAAAAUGCUCGGCAUACCUGUUAGCGAAUGUAACACUGAUGAAACAGAUGGUCCACUGUUUGAGAGGAGCGGAGAGGAACAUGAAGAUAAUGACACUGAUAGCACAAACAGACCCCAAGAAUCACGCAUCAGAAACCUAUUUGGCUUUCUUACGCGGUCCAGUUUUUCCCGGAGCACUGAAUCCCAGUCUUCCCAGUCUUCCCUCCCGACAUCCAGCUCCACCUGGGAAAUCCUUGAACCAGAGGAGCAGGAAAAUGGGGAGGAGACACAGAUCCUUUGCUCCUCCUAAACAACCUCACUUGUCACAAUGAGAAGCUCUCGUUAUCUGGGUGUGAUGAACAGAAGAUUGUAUUAAAAGAUUAAGGCAAAAUCUUGGACUGAUGGUCAUACGAGAGGCAAGCUGAGAUUGUCAGACCAACACUCACACACUUCCCAUUAUUGUGUGUGCAGUAGCAUAAUUAAUUGGGCUUUGUAGCGCUUUCAUAACUUUUACUCUGUUUAAGUGGUCCAAUUGAUAAACCAGAGGUGUGCAUUUAGGGUGGGACUGACUGUAAUAAGCAUUGAGUGGGAGAUUGGCUAGUUCAUUUAACCAAUGGCAGAUGGGUGCCUGUGUGCUUGGGAGUAUUUCUGUAAUUAUAAUAUAUAUUAUAAUUUUAGCAAUUCAAGUUGUUGCAAUCAGUGGCACACUAAAUACUUCCCUUAUAAUGCUGCAGAACUGAAGCACUUAUAAACAAUGGAAAUGAUAUACAGUAUUUUAAAAUUAGUACUCCAUUGACAUUUAUUCAUUUUCAGAUGCUUAAUCCAAAGCGAUUUAACAGCCAACAGUAUACAAAGCUAUACAAACUUUACCUGGCAUUAGUACAGAUAGACCACAGAUGUCUAGGUAGAAUUUGUUUUCAAUUUGCUCAGAAGUGAUACAGAAUUUUACUAGGUAUUUGUUAAAGAGAGUAUAUUUUACAUGCUUUAAGUUUUAACCAAAGAUGCUAAUAUGUAUUGACAUCAUCAGAGAUAAUCGCAGUGAACCUUUUAUGUCACAAGAGGGCAUUCAAGUGUUUUGUAUUGUGUUUUUUUAUUCGUAAUAUGCAUCCCUAUGAGUAUUUUACCCUAAAAAAAAAUCUGUUUUGUACCCAUUUUAUAGUUUUUCAGUGUGCCUAUACUAUAUGUAUAAUUCGAUAAAAA
This is a messenger RNA of Misgurnus anguillicaudatus (oriental weatherfish), 2588 nucleotides long. RefSeq names its product Rab interacting lysosomal protein (gene rilp). Gene Ontology annotation, molecular function: dynein light intermediate chain binding; protein dimerization activity; small GTPase binding. Gene Ontology annotation, cellular component: cytoplasm; ciliary basal body. Gene Ontology annotation, biological process: cilium assembly. Lineage: Eukaryota; Metazoa; Chordata; Actinopteri; Cypriniformes; Cobitidae. The record is from RefSeq and is a predicted model, not a curated record.